UGUAAAAAAACUGUAAAGAAACAGUGUGAAGUGUGUAGUAAAUGUUUCAAAUUCAGAUGUAAUUUAAUAGCUCACGUGAGAACUCACACAGGUGAGAAGCCUUUCUCAUGUGUAACCUGUGGGAAGAGUUUUAGUCGAAAAAAUAGUUUAAAUACCCACUUGAGAAUUCAUACAGGAGAAACGCCUUUCUAUUGUGUUAACUGUGGAAAGUCUUUCAGUCGAAGAAGUCACUUGAAUUGCCACAUAAGAAUUCACACAGGUGAGAAGCCUUUCUCAUGUUUGAGAUGUGGUAAAGGUUUUUCUGAUCAAAAUCAUUUGAAAGUGCACAUAAGAUCUCAUACUGGAGAGAAGCCUUUCUCAUGCACAACAUGUGGAAAAUGUUUUGGUCUUAAAACUCAUUUGAAUAGCCACAUGAGAACUCAUACAGGAGAAAAGCCUUUCUCAUGUAUUACCUGUGGAAAGAGUUUUAGUCUUAAAAGUCAAUUAGAUAGUCAUAUGAGAAGUCAUACAGGUGAGAGGCCUUUCUCGUGUAUAACCUGUGGAAGGAGUUUUAGUCGAAGAAAUUACUUAUCUACUCACAUGAAAACUCAUACAGGUGAAAAGCCUUUUUCAUGUAUAACGUGUGGAAAAGGUUUUAGUUAUAAAAGUAAUUUGGAUAUCCAUAUAAGAACUCAUACAGGUGAAAAGCCUUUCUCAUGUAUAACCUGUGGGAAGAGUUUUAGUCAUAAAAGUCAAUUGGAUAGCCAUAUGAGAACUCAUACACGAGAGAAGCUUUUCUCAUGUAUGACCUGUGGGAAGAGUUUUAGUCGAAGACUUCACCUAUCUGCUCACAUGACAACUCACACAGGAGCGAAGCCUUUUUCAUGUUUAACCUGUGGGAAGAGUUUUAGUCAAAGAGGUCAUUUAUCUGCUCAUAUGACCGAUCAUACAGGAGAGAAGCCUCUUAAAUGUAUGACCUGUGGAAAAGGAUUUAAUUAUAAAAGUGGUUUGGAUAUCCACAUGAGAACUCAUACAGGAGAGAAGCCUUUCACAUGUGCAACGUGUGGAAAAAGUUUUAGUUGUACAAGUCAUUUGAAUAGCCACAUGAGAACUCAUACAGGUGAGAAACCUUUCUCAUGUAUAACUUGUAGAAAAGGUUUCAGUCAUAAAAGUACUUUGACUUACCAUCUUAGAACUCACACAAAAUAGAAACCAUUUCCUACUUGUUGUAAAUAUGUUGUCACUCUGUGGUGGACUAGCAGGCUAAUAAGUCCAUGA
Messenger RNA from Girardinichthys multiradiatus, 1257 nucleotides. RefSeq names its product gastrula zinc finger protein XlCGF57.1-like. Lineage: Eukaryota; Metazoa; Chordata; Actinopteri; Cyprinodontiformes; Goodeidae. The annotation marks the transcript as partial. The transcript has a single exon. The record is from RefSeq and is a predicted model, not a curated record. Gene Ontology annotation, molecular function: RNA polymerase II cis-regulatory region sequence-specific DNA binding; DNA-binding transcription factor activity, RNA polymerase II-specific. Gene Ontology annotation, biological process: regulation of DNA-templated transcription.